AUGGCCAGCAUGGCACUGGCACCAGCCUGGAAACAAAUGUCAUGGUUCUACUACCAGUACCUGCUCCUCAUGGCACUGUACGUGCUGGAGCCCUGGGAGUGGACUGUGUUCAAUUCGAUGCUGGCUUCUGUUGUGGGGAUGGCACUGUACACAGGAUAUGUCUUCAUGUGGCAACACAUCAUGGCCAUAUUGCACUACUUUGAAAUCGUACGGUGA
Chrysochloris asiatica (Cape golden mole) is the source of this 216-nucleotide messenger RNA. RefSeq names its product serine palmitoyltransferase small subunit A-like. Gene Ontology annotation, cellular component: serine palmitoyltransferase complex. The record is from RefSeq and is a predicted model, not a curated record. The transcript has a single exon. Lineage: Eukaryota; Metazoa; Chordata; Mammalia; Afrosoricida; Chrysochloridae. Gene Ontology annotation, biological process: ceramide biosynthetic process. The coding region runs from base 1 to 216 and encodes 71 amino acids. Gene Ontology annotation, molecular function: serine C-palmitoyltransferase activity.